AGCUGUCUUUAGUGAAGUGACUUGUAUGGAUGAAAUGAGGUUGAGGUGUUUGGUUUGAAGGUCGACCAUUUUCCGAACAGUGGGUAACGUUAGGCCUAAUGUUAGGGGGGGCUUUGGGAUGGUGGUGUUACUGUUGUUAGGUGUGACCAUGGUACAUGUACCAGGAGCGUUUUCUUUUGGUGGAAAGAGCUACAUGCACGGACAUCGCUAAUAUUUUCCUUCAAUGAACUGAGCGUCCUUCAAGGUGGAACGCUGACGCUGUUGAUGUCAUGACCAACCAGAGAGCAGGGAGGCCUUCGGUGGCCCAGAGCUGCCGGACUGGACUGGGAUUCUUGAAGUUCCUCCAGGAGAGCGAGCGGGGAGAUGUGGACGACAAGGAACAGAUGAAGAGGGUCUUUCUGAAAGAGUUCAAGCCAACACUUGAGAAAGGGGGAGUAGGUUUCAAUUUCUCAUCUAUCCUUUAUGCUCUGAAGACAAAUGGGAAGAUCCGAGUCAAGGACGGCCGUGUGGAGAUCUUGAAAGGCUUCCUGGCUGUGGACCAGUACGUGACCCUCAAGAAGCACACCCUCGACCAGAAGGAGCAAGCCAGGGCCACCCCUGGGGAUCGGAGGGUCGGAGGCGGGGCAAGGGGCAAGUCGGGGGAGGGGAAUGAGCCGUACCCGUUCUAUUGCGAGGAGUGCGGGGUGCGGGGGAACUCCCACCAGUCCUUCAACGGCCACCUGCAGGGUACCAGGCACCGGCAGCAGAUGAUCCUGAAGUGUGUCAAGAGGAGCAGGUCAAAGUUCAUUGAGAACAAAAAUGGCAUUGAGAUUACCAGUCAGCAGGACGGUCAUGACGGGAUAAUAGCCCUGAAGUCGACGCAGGGCACUGGCCAAAAGUUGAGCGUCACUGUCAAGAACAGAAGUGACAGGGACACCAUUGCGUUCCUCUCCUGCGUGUUUUUGAAAGUGCAGCCAGCCUUUGUACUGACCGACGAGUACGAGGUCAGUCAGUCCAAAAGAGUCGUGCACCUGAAACCUGGGAGCGAGUACAGUCUUCAGGUGGCCGUUGAGAGUGACUCUGUUGGAAUUCUCAGCAGCCCGCUGAUAUUCGCCUUCAAGGACGUCACAUCCAACGAGGUGUUCCACAUUCUUCGCUUUGUGACAGUAGAGGUGACUAGUGAGAUAGCUGAGGACCUACCACCCUCUGUCCCCUAUCAACGCCCUCCAAGAAUAUCCAGACGGGAGCCAAAGGGAGAGAUUGUCGAGGGGAUCCAACUACCACAGUCGUCGAAAAGCAAACUCAAACUGAAGGAAAUCAAGCAGUACUCGAUACCGAACCACCUCCGCUGGAUGCUGAACAACAAGAACCAAGUAGAAGGAAUCAGGAAGGACAUCAAGCCGGACCUGGCCUGGUCCAACUACAGCCACAAGCUGACCACCCUGCUGCACAUUGAGGAGUGCCAGAUGGAGGUGGACAUCAAGCGCUAUGACAUGAGAGGGGUGGCCAUGAGGCAAGAUGGGCGGUUCCUCCGACUCGAAAUCCCGGGUCUCGCUGAGAAUCGCCCCUCUGUUCUCAAAGGGGACCACCUCUUUGCCCGGCCCAGUGGCGACCCGGCAGGCAGCAAGACCUUCAAGGGCUAUGUCCACCGUGUAGAGAUGGAGGAAGUCGUACUGGGUUUCUCCAAGGAACUGAUUGAUAAGUUUGUCAAGGGGCUCAAGUUCGACAUCGAGUUCACCUUUAAUCGCCUCCCCCUUCGCUUCCAGCACAACGCCCUAGACGACGCCACAAUCCACGACAUGAAGAGGGCACUGUUCCCUCUGCGCUCUGACAUCGGAACCAAGAAGGAACUCUGCAGCGUACGUGAGGAUACUGGGGAGUUUGCCGGACAGUUCUUUGACAAGAAGCUCGCCAGUAACAUUGAGCAGAUCAAGGCCGUCCAGCACAUUGUGAGGGGAACCUCCCGCCCCGCCCCUUAUCUCGUCUUCGGUCCUCCGGGCACCGGUAAAACCGUAACCAUUGUUGAGGCAAUCAAACAGGUUUACAGUCAGAUGCGCGGUAGUCGCAUUUUAGCCUGUGCACCUUCAAACAGUGCUGCGGAUCUCAUAGCAACCAGACUGCUGACAGGCGGGACUCCAAUCGCCAAGACGACCAUCAUGAGGAUGAAUGCCCAAAGUCGGGACUGGAGAAGUGUGGCCGAAAUUUUGAAGGAGAAGGACGUUUGCAACUAUGACAAGCAAGGAUCCAGAGAUACAUUCUACCCUCCGAAGGAGGAACUCGUGGACAAGAGAAUUUUGGUCACAACGCUCUGCACAGCUGGAAGGCUGGCCACUGCUAAGGACUUCCCCUACGACCACUUCACCCACGUCUUCAUCGACGAGGCGGGCCACGCUGUGGAGCCAGAAGCCAUUAUAUCCCUGGCCAACCUCCUGAACCCGAACAACCCCCGUGGAGGUCAGGUGGUUCUGGCUGGUGACCCCAAGCAGCUAGGACCCAUCCUCAGGUCACCGCUGGCCAUAGAACACGGAUUGGGUCUGUCCCUGCUGGAGCGGCUGAUGACAGAGUCCAGCCCCUACCAGCGACAGGAAGAGGAGCCGCGUUACGACAGUCGGGUGCUGACCAAGCUGCUACGUAACUACCGCUCCCAUCCGGCCAUCCUCAAACUGCCCAAUCAGAUGUUCUAUGAAAAUGAGCUGGAGGUCCACGCGGACGAGAUGGUUCGGAACUCGCUGUGCAGCUGGAGCAAGCUACCACAGAAGGACUUUCCCAUUCUGUUCCACGGGGUAGAAGGUAAGGACGAGCGAGAGGGGCAGAGCCCGUCUUUCUUCAACUCGGCCGAGGUGACAGUGGUCGUGGAGUAUGUGGAAGACUUGCUGGCCAAGCGAGGGGGGCGGAAAAUCAAGGAAUCGGACAUUGGAAUUAUCUCACCCUAUCGUCGUCAGGUGCAAAAGCUGCAGGCAGUUUUGAGGAAGCGUCACCACAGCGACAUCAAGGUGGGCUCGGUUGAAGAGUUCCAGGGUCAGGAGAGACUGGUCAUCAUCGUGUCCACCGUCCGCAGUACCAAACCAGAACACAUCCAGAUGGACAUUGAUUACAAGCUGGGCUUCGUCAAAAAUCCAAAGAGACUGAACGUGGCCAUCACUCGUGCCAAAGCCCUGCUGGUGUUGGUCGGUAACCCCUACAUGCUUAGCAAGGACGAAUGCUGGAAUAAGUUUCUGCAGUACUGCUUGGAGAAUAACGCAUACACGGGAUGCCACUUUGAAGAGGACGAAGAUGCCCUGGAAGAUAUCAUCCAGAAAAUGGACACUCUCAAAAUCAGUGAUUUAGUGGACAAACCGGAAGGCGGAGAGGAUCAAGGCGUCAGUGCCGUGGCAGAGCAGAUGGACCCUGAAUGGAGGGGGGACAUGUGAGCCAAGAAGAUGGGGCACCAACUCGUGUGAACACUGCUGGGUGGGUGCCUCCAAUGGUUCUCCUUCCAGAUGUCGCAUCAGGGUUCUAGGUGUCAGCUUCUUCGAUACUUGUCCUUCUUGAAGGGAAGUUACGAAAUACCAUUCCAAAAAUUCUGAAAUUGGCGAUCUUUACAUUUCUGUUUGUCUCCAAUGUUUGUUAAAUUUUCGUCGGUGGAAUUGUUCUGCCUAGUCGGAAUUCACUUUUUAAAUACUUUUUUAAAAAUUGCACUUAUAUUUGACUAAUCAAUUUUUAAAACUUUACAAAUAAAUUGAAUGCACUGAUUCUAUCAAAAUAUGUGCUUUAUUUGCAAAACUUGCCUGAAAUAUUACAGUAGAUUUUUCGAAACUCCCAAAGAACCUUAGGAAACAUGUAGUGGCCCACAAUAAAAGAGAGAUUUUCUAGGGUGGAAUCAUUCUUUAUUUCUGCAAACAUUGAAGUUGGAUAUCAACCAGAUACAUCAACCUUUAAUAGUCUUAUUUUCAAAGCUAAAGGAGUAACACCUCGAGUACAUUAGCUUUUGUCCUUUUCGUUUUGUCAUCUUCAUGUGGCUUGUAAAUACUUUGUAAAUUCUUUACUUUUACUAUAUUUUCUCUCUUUUUUAACUUGAACUCAUCUUUUUACAUAGUUUUAAGUAGAAAGCCCCAAGUCCUUCUUUAGAGAGCCCCUUAAUGCCCUGAAAGUUUACAUACCCAGUGAAUCAGUGCCACAUUCUUUACAUCUUCAUACCAAUGGGGAUCUGAGCUUUCAUCUGUACUUUUGGCCCGAUCUCCAUCAUCAGUUUCAGUCAUAGUGCAAACCAAAUGAAAAUUCCUGAAAUCUUGGCCCGAUAUUGGACAGACGGAGAUGGUCGUAUGGCUGAGAUGAGAGCUGCGUUGAGCCUCAGAGGGUCUCAAUGAAGUAGACCGAAUUCAUAAAAUUGAUGGCCAAAGCCCCGAUGGAGGGUGUCGGCAGAUCAAGGAUAGGUUUGGGUAAAAAAAAAAGAGCAAUACUGAAUAUUAACUGGAGAUGCAUUUUAUGGUAAGUUUUUCUGUUUACUGUAUUUGGGUACUGGAAGUUGUUCUUAAAUUGCUGCCAUCUGUGAUACAACCAUUUAGAAUAUUCUGCCGGAACAUGGAGUAGUCUUUUAAAUUUUGGGGGUCAAAGUGUGGUAUAUUUUACAAUAUACUUUUUUUCUGAAUCAAGAAUGCCUCUUUUAUGACGAUUAGUUCAAAUCUUGCCAGGUAAUCUCUCCAGGCCUUGAAGCAAGGUUUGAAAGUACUGCAAGGAUUGCAUUGACUGUUUUUUGGGGGUGGAGGGGUGGAGGUGGUGAAUUCAGCCUUAAAUCUGUGCAACUUGAAUUUUUUUGCUAUAAAACUGGAAAGGUAAUUCAUCAAUUACCAAGCGACUCUUGGACAAUAGAAAAGACUUGCAUUUGUAAUUUUGCAUUUAAUUUGCCCACUGACAUUGUCAGACUAUUUUUCCCCAUCUAAUUUGCAUGGCUGCUCAAGACGAAUAUGGAAGUAAAAUCCUUCUCCAUAAACCGUGUUAAUUUACCUCGAUUUCCUAUCGUUGUGGUGAAUAUUCAAUAUAUAUAUAUUUUUAUAACAUUUGCCAUUCUCUGAUGAAGAAUUAGUUCGGAAUACUUUUGAUGUGUUGGAAUAAAAUGGAAUUAAAAUGUCAUCAAAA
Acanthaster planci (crown-of-thorns starfish) is the source of this 5094-nucleotide messenger RNA. Its product is annotated as RNA helicase MOV-10-like. The record is from RefSeq and is a predicted model, not a curated record. Gene Ontology annotation, molecular function: 5'-3' RNA helicase activity; ATP hydrolysis activity; RNA binding. Lineage: Eukaryota; Metazoa; Echinodermata; Asteroidea; Valvatida; Acanthasteridae.